Molecule: messenger RNA, 603 nt
Organism: Coffea eugenioides
Lineage: Eukaryota; Viridiplantae; Streptophyta; Magnoliopsida; Gentianales; Rubiaceae
Exons: 1
Coding region: 1-603 (200 amino acids)
Source: RefSeq, a predicted model, not a curated record
AUGCCGGCAAGGCUGAGGCUGUUUAUAUUUCCGUUGAAUGCCAACCCACCGCCGUCCGUGAGUAGUUUUGAGUCGGAUGAUUCCAAGGCUGAGAGGCAGUGGUUUGUUGAUGCGUUGAAUGCUGCGCAGAUUAAUCAGAAUUUGGAGGGCUCUUCUCCGCAGUCUGUGGCGGUUUCUGGGGUGGAGGAGCCGGCGAGGAGCCCUGAUUUUUUGUUUGGUUUGGAAAAGGGUCAUCCCACGCCGGCGAAGUUGCAGGAUCCUCCGCCAGUGGCCCCUACGGUUAUGGUUCGGCAGGUGAUAGGCGAGCCCGUGGUUCCUCCGGCGGCGGAGAUUCAACGGCAGAUGCAUGAGUUGCAGAAGAUGCAAAUUUCAGGCCAUGAUCAAGAUAUGUACAGGAGGAAAGUCGAUGAGUUUUACCAGCAAAAACCUCCACCCCAGGCUCCUCAGGCGGAGCAGGUUGCGCCGGUGACAACUCCGGCGACGUAUUGGCAGGAAAGACAAGGGCCUUUUCCAGCUGGGGUUGGAGUUGGAGUUGGAGUUGGGGUUGGGGGAACCGAGCCUCCUCCUAUGUACCUAAUUCAAACUCCGGCGGUGAUUAAAUGA